Penaeus vannamei (Pacific white shrimp) is the source of this 3206-nucleotide messenger RNA. RefSeq names its product sodium-dependent proline transporter. Lineage: Eukaryota; Metazoa; Arthropoda; Malacostraca; Decapoda; Penaeidae. Gene Ontology annotation, cellular component: plasma membrane. Gene Ontology annotation, biological process: sodium ion transmembrane transport. Gene Ontology annotation, molecular function: L-amino acid transmembrane transporter activity. The record is from RefSeq and is a predicted model, not a curated record.
AGUGUCUCUCUCUCUCUCUCCUUGAGGGCUACUUGUCCACUCAAUAGAUGGCGUAUUAGCUCCCCGACUCCCGCCCGUGUUCUGCGUCGGGAAAGCGGCUGUGGCUGUUGUCUGUCUGUGCCAUGAGUGAGGUUCGGUGGUGAAAAAAAGCGGUAUGAUGGAGAUACUGUUUAUGGUGAAAAGUUCGUCACUGUAUAUUUCCGUUCGAGAAUGAAGUGAAAUCUAUUUUUCUCGAAAUGUUCAUCGGGUGACAAGCGAAUGGAUUUACAGAGAGUGCAUUUCGUGUGAUAUAUUCAGAAAUAAAGGAAUGCAAUUUCAACAAGCUAGAAAAAAAUAUAUAUUACGACAAUAUAACUCAGAUAAAGUGAAUGACAAACUGAAACUUCUGACUAAUGAUACAAACCCAUAUAUCAUAAAUACCUGAAAAAUAUUAAUCUGCCAUUUUUCCUCGGACAUUUUCUCAAACCAAGAAAUUAAUGAGAACACAAGAAUCAAAACAGAAUAACGCCACGAAGAAGGAAUCCCCGUUGCAGAGAUUGCAGAAUCAUCGUGUUCUUCUGAGAGGAAAUUUAUUACGAGCUUCGAGAUAAGCAGCUGACUCUGAAAUAAAGAUCUUAUCGGGUUCGACGUUUUAUUCGCUGAGAUGGAGACCAAAGAGAGGGGGUACUCGAUGGGGUCGACCGCCAGCCAAGGUCAGACUCCGAGCCUCGUCAGCGCCCCCUCCAGGAGGAUGUCGGCGUCGUCCUCCGUCACGUCGAAGUCGAGGAAGAUCUCCAGAAUUGAGAUGGUGAACAUGCCAGGGGGGGCGAUGGUGCUGGAGGUGGACGAGCGGGACGACGACGCCGUGUCCAUCCUGAGCCGACGGGACAGCCUCUCCGGAGCUCGCACGGUCGGGGGCGUCGCUCCCUUGCCCGACACCGCCUACUUCGAUAAGAAAAUCAAGAUCGAGAUGGCUCACCACAGUCCGGCCGUCGGGAGCAAGCCAGGGGAAGAUUCCGGCGACGAAGGCGAAGGAGACACGCCCUUGGACGCCGUGAACGAGGAGAGCAAGAAGGACAAAGACCCCCUCCUGACCUACGGCCUCUCCAACGUCCUCAACCACCUGUGUCUCGCGCUGGCCUCUCCCGCCUUCUUCAGGUUGCCAGCGCUCGCCUACAAGUGGGGCAGCUCCGAUGGCUCUGGCUUCCUCUUGGCGUACUGCAUCACGCUCCUUGUGGUGGCUCUUCCGACCAGCGUCCUCGAGCUCACGAUGGCCCAGUUCUCGUCCCUGGGCACCGUGACCAUCUUCAGGUGUCUUCCCGUCCUCACUGGUGUGGGCAUUGGCAUGGUGGCAGCCUGCAGCGUCCUCAUGGUUUACACAAGCACCGUCUUCACCUGGAGUACCCUCUACCUCUUUGACUGCAUGCACAAGAAGCUGCCCUGGGAAAACUGCCCGAAUGGAACGAAAUAUUGCAUGGAACCUCAGAAGACCUUCCUAAACGCCUCGAAUGCCACAGACGUGACAAAGUACUUUCCGAGUGAUUUCUACUUUCUAGAUAACGUGGCGCAGGUGUUCGAGCCCCGAGACGCCCUCUCCCCGAACUUAUCUCUGGCUCUCAUCCAGCUGUUCCUGUGGCUCGCCCUCGUGUUCCUCGUGUCGCGGCGGAACGUGUGGCAGAGCGGGAUAUUCAGCAAGGCGAUGGCCCUCCUGACCCUGGCCAUGCUGGUGGCCAUGGUGGCGGUGGGUCUGACCUUUAGGGAGAGCGGAGCGGGUCUCUAUGCCGUCUUUAAGGUGCGGCCGAGCAAUCUGGCGAAACCGGACAUUUGGGUGGAUGCUUUGGGGCAGGCACUGUGGACACUAGGCCCUACUCUUGGCAUCCUCAUCUCCAGAGCCAGCUAUAAACGCUUCAGGGAGAGGAUCCGCCUGGACGCCUACACAGCCGUGGGAGCCAACAUUUUCGUGGCACUGCUCCUGCACUUGGCCCUCUUCCCUUUCCUCAACCAUCUGACGUCCGAUAAAAGCCCUGGUUACUUCUUCGUCAUUUCGUCCUACGCCGUCGCCCGAAUGCAAGAACAGCAACUGGCCGGCGUGGUGCUGUACCUGUGCGUGUGCAAGGCUCUCCUCGACCACACGAACUCGCUCGCCGCCACCGUACUGGUCAGCAUCAACGACCUCCUGCCCAUUAAGUGGCGAAGUGGUGGGCGGCGGUUCACGUGCGAGUGCCUCGUGUGCCUGGGCGGGCUGUUGGCUAGUUUGUUCUUCGUGUCUCGGGGUGGUUUCUACUUACUGAAUGCAAUGGACGCGUACAUACCCUGGAUGUACGGCUUGGUGCUAGGAUUGCUAGAAGUAUCCGGCCUCGUCUAUCUUUACGGGACGAAGAACAUCACCAAACACUUCCAUGUGAUGAUACGAAAGAAGACGCUGGUGUUUCCUGUCCUUUGGAAGUUCAUCCUGUCGCCCGUUCUCCUGGCACUGCUGAUCUGGGUGUGCGUCGUGGGCCUCGAGGGACCCGAGUGGUGGGACCAUCCGCACCUAACUGAAUCGGACGAGAAGGUUUACUCCAACAUAGGCCUAGCUCUCGCCCUGCUCCCCGUCUUCCUCUGUCCCGCCGCUACGCUGGUGGUUCUUUACACCAACAGAAAGUCACCCAAAGAGCUCCUAGAGCCUCGACCUACAUGGGGACCUGCCCUCGCCAAACACAGAGCCUUCUACACACCGGGUAUUCUCAAGGUCCAUACCCGAAGGCCUCUGUUGGUGGUAAAGGUGGAUUAUGAAAACAUUGAAGACCUCCCACCAAAGGGAUGGAUUCCCUAUGGGUACUUCAAGGUGCCUUCGGUGUCCAUGCCGCAGUAUUUGAUGGAUAACUUGUCUUCGGUUGGCACGACGACCAAGAAAGAAAUUGCCAGAUACUUGAAGGCAGUGUUCAGCAACAACCUUGACUCCAAUGAUUGGGUAAAUGAUGAUCUUGGCGAAGACAACCCAAUUGUAACUAUUGCUACAGAAAAUAGUAGUGAUGUUGAUGUGUUCUCCGGAGAUAUCCUCAAUGUGGAUGGUCCAAGGCCUAGAACGUCAGCAAGUAUGUCUUCCGGGGUUUUAUUACAGCCUGCCACCCUUUAUAGGAGUGAUGCUAAAUUGCAUAAUCAAUUACCUGUCCGUAAUGGCCUUUUCAAUCCAGUCCUUACAAGAAAUGAUGUAGAUAUUGAGAAUAAAUGAAACAGAAAAGUAA